Molecule: messenger RNA, 1698 nt
Organism: Saccharomycopsis crataegensis
Lineage: Eukaryota; Fungi; Ascomycota; Saccharomycetes; Ascoideales; Saccharomycopsidaceae
Gene: PGM2
Product: phosphoglucomutase PGM2
Exons: 1
Coding region: 1-1698 (565 amino acids)
Biological process (GO): carbohydrate metabolic process
Cellular component (GO): cytosol
Molecular function (GO): magnesium ion binding; phosphoglucomutase activity
Source: RefSeq, a predicted model, not a curated record
AUGAGUGCCUCCUACAAAAUCUCUGAAGUUGCCACCACCCCUUUUGGUGAUCAAAAGCCAGGUACCUCCGGGCUUAGAAAGAAGGUUACGGUUUUUCAACAACCACAUUACACGGAAAACUUUGUCCAAGCGGUCUUGGAUUCGAUUCCUGAAGGGUCUAAGAACGCCACAUUGGUGGUUGGUGGUGAUGGCCGUUAUUACAACGAUCAUGUCAUUGACUUGAUUGCCAAAAUCGGUUACGCCAACGGGGUCAAAAAGUUGAUCAUGGGGAAAGAUGGGAUCUUGUCGACUCCUGCCACCUCGAACAUCAUCAGAACUUUUAAAGAAGAAGUCACUGGUGGUAUCAUCUUGACUGCUUCGCAUAACCCUGGUGGUCCAAAGAAUGAUUUGGGUAUCAAGUACAACUUGGCCAACGGUGGCCCAGCUCCAGAAUCCGUAACCAACAAGAUGUUCGACGCGGCUAAGAAAUUGACGAGUUAUAAGAUUGUGCAAGACUUACCAAGCAUCGACUUGGCCACUGUCGGGGUCAAGCACUACGGUGAAUUGGAAGUGGAAAUCAUUGAUUCCACCGAAGCUUACGUCGAAAUGGUGAAGUCUAUCUUUGAUUUCCAAUUGAUUAAAGAGUUCAUUGACCGCAGAAAAUCCAGUUUCAAAGUGUUGUUCGAUGCGUUGAACGGUGUUACUGGACCAUACGGUAAGGCGAUCUUUGUUGACGAAUUGGGAUUGCCGCUCGAAUCGAUUCAAAACUGCACUCCAUUGCCAGAUUUUGGCGGAUUGCACCCGGAUCCAAACUUGACUUACGCCAAGACGUUGGUCGACAAAGUCGACGCCGAACAAAUUGCCUUUGGUGCUGCUUCUGAUGGUGAUGGUGACAGAAACAUGAUUUACGGUGCCAACACCUUUGUUUCCCCAGGUGAUUCUGUGGCGAUCAUUGCCGAAUACGCUGAUUCUAUUCCGUAUUUCCAAAAGACCGGGGUGUACGGGUUAGCCCGUUCGAUGCCAACCUCCGGGGCUAUUGAUUUGGUGGCUAACGCCAAAGGUCUUAACGUGUACGAAGUUCCAACUGGUUGGAAAUUCUUUUGUGCGUUGUUCGAUGCUAAGAAAUUGAGUAUUUGUGGGGAAGAGUCAUUUGGUACCGGGUCUGACCACGUUAGAGAAAAAGAUGGGUUGUGGGCGAUUGUUGCGUGGUUGAACGUGUUGGCGGCUUAUGAUGCCAAACAUCCAGAAUUGCCAAACGGGGCUACCAUCAAAAUUGUCCAAGAAAGCUUUUGGGAAAAGUAUGGGAGAACUUUUUUCACCAGACACGAUUAUGAAAAUGUUUCUUCUGAAGGGGCGCAGAAAUUGGUUGACCAGUUGCGUGAACAUAUUGACGAUGAAAAAUUCGUUGGUAGUGAAUUGGCUUCAGGGAUCACGGUUACCGAAGCUGGUGAUUUCAGCUACACCGAUUUGGAUGGUUCAGUUUCCGAUCACCAAGGUUUGUACGUGAAGUUGUCGAACGGCAGUAGAUUUGUUGCUAGAUUGUCUGGUACCGGAUCUUCAGGGGCCACCGUUAGAUUGUACAUUGAAAGACACUCUAGUGAUGUUUCCACUUACAAAUUGGAUGCCCAAGAUUACUUGAAGCAAGACAUUGAAUUGGUUACUUCUUUCUUGAAGUUCCAAGAAUGUGUUGGCCGUACCGAGCCUGAUGUUAGAACUUGA